Molecule: messenger RNA, 2667 nt
Organism: Amphimedon queenslandica
Lineage: Eukaryota; Metazoa; Porifera; Demospongiae; Haplosclerida; Niphatidae
Product: probable ATP-dependent RNA helicase DDX23
Exons: 15
Coding region: 104-2599 (831 amino acids)
Molecular function (GO): RNA helicase activity; nucleic acid binding; ATP binding
Source: RefSeq, a predicted model, not a curated record
CUUAUAUUUUUAACCCUUCAACAUAAUUGUCCAAUUUUGACGUUCAGUCAACGUGCAUUUGUGUGGAGGGUACUCAGGUAGGCUACACUACUAACUGCUCAUCAUGCCAUUAGAGAGAAGAGAAAGAUCUCGUUCCAGGGACCGUGAAAGAAGGAGAAAAAGGGACAGAAGAUCCAGGUCACGUAGUCCAACCAAACACAAGAGACGUGAUAACAGAAGAUCUGGCAGUCGGGGGAGGAGCCGUUCACCUAGAAAAAGAAGUCGAUCCCCUAGAAGGAGCCGUUCUCCUAGAAAGAGAAGUCGGUCCCCUAGAAGGAGUCGUUCCCCUCGUAAUAAGAGUCGGUCUCCUAGAAGGAGUCGUUCUCCUCGAAAGAGAAGUCGAUCCCCUCGGGAUAGAAGUCAAUCUCCUAGAAGGAGUCGUUCCCCUCAGAGCAGGAGAAGGGAGAGGUCACGGAGUCGAGAGAGGAGGGAAAAGGAGAGAGAAGAGAGUCGCCCGUCGAUAAAGAAAAAGGACGAGGAAGAGAAAGAUGGAGGCACUGGAGAGAAACAGGGAGAAGAAGAAAUGGAGACUAAACCACAAAAAAGACAACCUUUGUCAUUAGAGGAUCUAAUGGCUAAGAGAGAUCAAGAGGCCCAGGCACUACAGAAACCUGUUUUCCUGAGCAAGAAGGAAAGGGAGGAGUUGGCUCUUAAGAAACGUCAAGAGGAGGUUGAGGCCCAGCGUAAGAAAAUGGAAGAAGAAAGACUCAAACGCCAGCAGUACCUCCACAGUCAGGAUAGUUAUCGUUCUCGGGAUAAUCCUGAGGAAAGAGAAAAGAGACAGAAAGAACGAGAGGACUUGCUCAUACAGAAGGACAAGGACAGAGAAAUGGAUACCAUUAAGUCGAGGUACUUAGGUGGGGAAAAGAGGAAGAGGCGAAUGAGACGACUAACCGACCGAAAAUUUGUGUUUGACUGGGACUCAAAUGAAGAUACUUCUAAUGAUUUCAAUCCUUUGUAUAGGAAUAGACACCAGUUGCAGUUUUUUGGGCGUGGUCAUAUUGCCGGGAUUGAUAUUAAAGCACAAAAGAGAGAGCAGUCUAAGUUUUAUUCUAAUUUACUCGAAAGUAGGAGAACUGAUGAAGAGAAGAAACAGGCCGAAGAGAAUGAGUCAAAGAAAAGAGAAAAGGAAGACAAGAUAAAAUGGGACGAGCGACAUUGGACCGAGAAGAAACUGGACGAGAUGACAGACCGCGACUGGAGAAUAUUCAGGGAAGACUACAACAUCACUACGAAAGGUGGGCGUGUACCUCACCCCAUACGCUACUGGUCGGAAGGAGGCCUGCCAGAGAAGAUAACAGACGUGAUCAGAGGUUUAGGGUACAAGGAACCAACUGCUAUACAGCGUCAGGCUAUACCUAUUGGAUUACAGAACAGGGAUAUCAUUGGCAUCGCUGAGACAGGGAGCGGUAAAACAGCUGCCUUUGUUAUACCUUUACUGGUUUGGGUUACCAGUCUACCCAAGAUUGUGAGGGAGGCUGACGUUGAUCAAGGUCCUUAUGCCAUCAUUCUAGCUCCUACUCGUGAAUUGGCUCAACAAAUUGAAGAGGAGACGAUGAAGUUUGCCAAGCCUCUCGACGUCCGUACGGUCUCCCUUGUUGGUGGUCUCUCUCGGGAGGAGCAAGGCUUUCAACUCCGCCUUGGUUGCGAGAUUGUCAUAGCCACUCCUGGUCGUCUCAUUGAUGUCCUUGAGAAUCGCUACCUCGUCUUAUCUCAGUGCACGUAUAUAGUACUUGAUGAGGCAGACAGGAUGAUUGAUAUGGGCUUUGAGCCUGAAGUACAGAAGAUCCUUGCCCACCUACCCGUCUCUAACAUGAAGCCAGACUCUGAUGAUGCUGAGGAUCCCACUAAGAUGCUGGUUGGUAUCAAUUCCUCUCAUCAUCGCUACCGUCAGACUGUUAUGUUUACCGCUACCAUGCCUCCCGCAGUUGAGAGACUAGCUCGCACGUACCUCCGUCGUCCCUGCGUAGUGUACAUUGGAUCAAUAGGUAAGCCUGUUGAUCGGGUUGAACAGGUUGUGUACAUGGUCUCUGAGGUUGAGAAGAGAAAGAAGCUGCAGCAGAUCUUAGCCGGUGGCGAUGUUGAGCCACCUAUCAUAAUAUUUGUCAAUCAAAAGAAAGGAGCUGACGUUCUCUCCAAGUCACUGGAGAAGAUUGGCUACAGGGCAACGACUCUUCACGGUGGACGGAAUCAAGAGCAGAGAGAGUUUGCACUGGCUAGCCUCAAGAAAGGAGAGAAGGACAUUCUCGUGGCAACUGAUGUUGCUGGCAGAGGAAUUGACAUCAGAGAUGUUACAAUGGUACUAAACUAUGACAUGGCUAAGAGUAUCGAGGACUAUACUCAUCGUAUAGGUAGGACUGGCCGAGCUGGUAAAACCGGUUUGGCAAUCACUUUCCUAACUAAAGAUGACUCUGCGGUAUACUAUGAUCUGAAGCAGCUGCUGCUUGAGAGUCCUGUGUCCUCCUGUCCUUCCGAGUUAUUGAAUCAUCCUGAUGCACAGCAUAAACCUGGUACUGUUGUACAGAAGAAACGUAAAGAUGAGACCAUCUAUACUAACUGAAUGAAUAAUCAUGACUUUAUAGCUAUUUUUGAUUGUAAAACGUUUGUCUACUCUGGGUUUUUCACAAA